Messenger RNA from Sinocyclocheilus rhinocerous, 962 nucleotides. RefSeq names its product transmembrane protein 65-like. The transcript is spliced from 7 exons. The coding region runs from base 318 to 962 and encodes 214 amino acids. Lineage: Eukaryota; Metazoa; Chordata; Actinopteri; Cypriniformes; Cyprinidae. Gene Ontology annotation, cellular component: mitochondrion. The record is from RefSeq and is a predicted model, not a curated record. Gene Ontology annotation, biological process: cardiac ventricle development; regulation of cardiac conduction.
UCACCGCUGUGCGCGUCAGAGGAGAAGCGUGUGGAACGUCUUUCAGGCGUUUUUGAACUGUCAGUAAUUACACAACGAUGAAUCAUAACGCCUAAAUAAUCGCACAAGAGGAAUUAACUGCCUUUCUUACAGCAGGAAUGAGAAGGCUGACGGCCGCGGAUUGUUAAAGGCGCUGGGUGCGGGUUGUUUUGGUUCGGUGAGGCCGGUGUGUGUGAGCUUGACAGGCGCGGUUCUGAACUCUGCAAACGCUCUCUGGGUUGGCGUUCCUUCAUGUUUAAUCGCGAGUAUUCUGGUCUGCAGUGUGUUUCAGUGCCGCAAUGAUCCGGCUGGCUCUGCUCCGCGCGCUCGUGGCCCGCCGCACCGGACCGGCUCAGCUGCACCGGCGUCUUCUCGGUACGCACCGGCGCAGGAUCAAACCGGAGCAGCUGGAGCUUCCCAACCAGGCGCGGGAGUUCGUGUACGGCCUGAGCCCUGCGAACCGAAGCUGCUUACUGAAGGAGCUGCAGAGCUUCCAGUCCCAGACCCAAGACUCGGAGGAAUCGUCUCCACCGACGGCGGCGCAGCUCAGAUACAUUCUCCUGCACAACGCCAUUCCCUUCAUCGGCUUCGGCUUCCUGGAUAACGCCAUCAUGAUCGCCGCCGGCACUCAGAUUGAACUGUCCAUCGGAUUGACGCUGGGAAUAUCCACCAUGGCAGCCGCAGCUCUGGGGAACCUGGUGUCUGAUCUGGCUGGACUCGGUUUAGCAGGUUACGUGGAGGCUCUGGCUGCGCGCUUAGGGAUGCAGAUUCCUGAUCUCGCACCGAAACAAGUGGAUAUGUGGCAGACCAGAGUCACUUCACACAUGGUGAGACACUCCUGUGUGCUUGUGUUGUUUGUGAGUUUGUGUGUGUGUGAGUCAGCAUUUGCUUGUGUGGAUGUUCCUGUAGAUUUUAGCAGCAUGUUUUUCUGUGGAAACGUUUAG